Messenger RNA from Tyto alba (common barn owl), 1020 nucleotides. RefSeq names its product selenoprotein M (gene SELENOM). Gene Ontology annotation, cellular component: endoplasmic reticulum lumen. The record is from RefSeq and is a predicted model, not a curated record. NCBI's taxonomy places the organism in Eukaryota, Metazoa, Chordata, Aves, Strigiformes, Tytonidae. Gene Ontology annotation, molecular function: oxidoreductase activity. The transcript has 5 exons.
GUUCGCGCGCGCGCGCGCGCGCCGGGGCGGUGACGUGGCGUGGGAGCCAUGCUGUGGGCGCUGGCGCUGCUGGCGGCGGCGGCGGGAGGGGGCGGCGCGGGGUCCCCCCGGCUCCGCGGGGCCGAGCUGCGGGACCUGGCCCGGGGCAAGGUGGAGACCUGCGGCGGCUGACGGCUGAACCGCCUGAGGGAGGUGAAGGCCUUCGUCACCCAGGACAUCCCCCUCUACCAUAACCUGGAGAUGAAGCACCUGCCCGGCGCUGACCCCGAGCUGGUGCUCCUCAGCCACCGAUACGAGGAGCUGGAGAGAAUCCCCCUGAGCGACAUGACCCAGGAGGAGAUCAACCAGCUGGUUCAGGAGCUGGGCUUCUACCGCAAGGAGACGCCUGAUGCCCCUGUGCCUGAGGAGUUCCAGUUUGCCCCUGCCAGGCCUCUGCCCACCCUGCCACCCGCACAAGCUCCUACCGCUGCUGGCAAGACCCAACCCAAACGUGAUGAGGGACAACACCCAGACCUCUAGGGAGGGGUGCCGUGCUCAGGAGAGGGUCCUGCAGCCAGUCCCCAGCACAUGGGGACGAGGGCAUUACAGCAGCUGGGGAUGGUGCCACAGGGUGGCAAAGAUGCACCCACUGUUGCUUGGUGCUGUGUAGCCUCUGCCCUGAGGAUGCCCUGAGCUGCUCCAGCCUUGAGCAGGGGCUUCUUGGGCAUUGCAGACAUCCCAGGGGUCCCAUGGGACUGUUACUGCCCUCCCUCCCCUGCAGCCCAGCAUCCCUGGCUGACUGGGAGGAACAUUGUUCUUUGUGCUCCCUUGCCAUACUCCAAGGUUUAGCUCACUCCCGGCACCGGACAGUGGUAUCCUACCUACGUGGGACAGGAUGAAACCCUCAGCAGAAAGUCCCAGGUGCUGAGGGUAGAUGUGCUGAGUCCCAAAGGUGGGAGAGCUGCCCCCAGCGUGGGGUAUGGCUUUACACCCCAGCAGGGUUGUCUCGUAUCGAGCCCCCAGUAAAGCCUUUGCAUAUAA